This is a messenger RNA of Emericellopsis cladophorae, 1647 nucleotides long. RefSeq lists its product as uncharacterized. The transcript has 2 exons. Bases 1 to 1647 code for a protein of 548 amino acids. The record is from RefSeq and is a predicted model, not a curated record. NCBI's taxonomy places the organism in Eukaryota, Fungi, Ascomycota, Sordariomycetes, Hypocreales, Bionectriaceae.
AUGGCCGCUUUCCAACGAAACCUCGCCAUCGCGGCGGUGUUUAUGUUCACCUGCAUCUCCAUCAUCUACCUGGUCCCGAUCUUAUCCGGGGAUCAGAGCUCACUCCUCGGCUACAUUCACCACAAAGCAGGAUUCGAUCCCCCCGAGGCGGUCAACUUGGUCCCUACAAAAGUCGCGGAUGGUGAAACCACAGUUGCGUCCAUCACGACGGCCAAGACAACUUCUACAUCUGUGACCAACCCCGCUGUCUCAGUCCCUGCACCCCCUGAGGGCAAAAUCUCGAGGCUUCACUACUUGAUCCCCGCCAGCCAGCCCAACCUGCACUUGUGCUACAACCUAGCCUCGUCGGCCGCCAACCGCUACCCCGUGCCCGCACUCCUUGGCUUCCAUGGCCAGGGCGAGUGGGAUGCCAAGAAGACACACCUGGCCAAGCUCCGUGCCAUCAUGCGCUACCUGGACGCACUCGACGCUGCCGACGACGAGGACCUGGCCAUCAUCGUCGACGGCUACGACGUUCUCCUGCAGCUGCCCCCCGCGAUCAUGAUUGAGAGGUACUUUGAGGUGGCCCAAAAGUCCGACGCCCAUCUGGCCGACCGCUUCGGCUUGACCGUCAAGGAGCUGCACGCCCGGGGGAUGCGCCAGAGCGUCUUCUGGGGCCCCGACAAGAUCUGCUGGCCGACCGACCCGCGCGCGAGCCGUUGCUGGGCUGUGCCCGCGUCGCCCCUUGCGCCGGACGCCUUUGGCCCCAAAGAGGGUAACGGCGACAUGGCCUUUAACGACCCGCGCUGGCUCAACUCGGGCACCGUCAUCGCCCGGAUCGACGACCUGCGCAAGCUCAUGCGGGCAACCCUGGACGAGAUCAAAGACACAUAUGACGAGGAGUACGAGUUUCGAGAGUCUGACCAGUACUACGUCGCCAACAUCUGGGGACGCCAAGAGUACUACCGAUCCCUGGCCGUGAAUGAAGGGGAGCCCGUCGCCGGCGGCCCUGACGACCGCAUCAUCCCGGACAAGUUCCAUGAGGACCAGGAGACCGAGUGCCACGUCUCCCUCGACUACGAAUCCGCCAUGUUCCAGACCAAGGCCGGCAACGAACCCUGGUUCGGCUAUCUCGAGUUCAGCACUUCUGGCCUCAACGCCAAUGUCACGCGGGACAUGUUCGACGAGGGCGACAGCUUCGUCCCCUUUGACAUCUCCAUGCCCGCCAACGUCUACGCCGCCCUGACGCGCCUCUACGACACCGUGCCCCAGGCGCACCCGGGGGCGUCCAGCAACGACUGGAUCCGCUCCAUCCGGCUCGGCGUCAAUUUUGUGACCAAGCACAUCUUCCCCCUGUGGCACUGCACUGGCGCCAAGGAGUUUGUCGAGUCCGAGUACACCAAGCUGUGGUUCUACCCCUUUGCCCACUCCCUCAUCAGGGCCACCGUCAACGCCUUCCGGCAGGGGGAGCUGAUCACCUACCACAAGGUCGACGGGCGCCUCUGGGCGCCCAAGGGCGUCUACCCUGACGAGACCGAGAUGGACGACGAGCUGGGCGGCGCGUGGACAGAUCUUGACGGGGCGAGUUUUGUCCCGUGGCAUGAACUCUGUUCUGAAUACACCGACCAGCUAUUUGCGGGCGAGUUGCCUCGGUCGAAGAAACCCUAA